CAUUUUUAUUUUGAUUAGAUGAUAUAACUGUUGUUGGAUAUGAUGACUAUAAAUUUUUAAGCCUAAGCCAAUCUGUGGUGCUUUUGUCACUUUGUUUAAUUUUGCCCUCUUAUCCUUUCUUUUGUUUUUACAUUUCCGUUUAGAUUUCACUUAUGCUACUGUGUUUUUAUGUAAAAUAGUGCUUAACGCCAUAUUUAUUUUCUCUAAUUGAGAAUAAAAAACAACAAAGGCCUAAUCCAGCUCUUCCUUCACCAUGGAGGCAACAUUAAGAGCUUUCUUGAAUAUUUUCCCCGAGAAAAUGAAAAAACGGACUAUAUGGUACCUAUUCGAUCGUUAUCUUGGACAUUUUCUUCGGGAAAAAUUAACACUCGACCAAUUAUCCAUCGAUCUGAUUGGUGGUAAAGGAUGCAGUAACGAACUGCACCUAGAUGUGGACUCUCUCAAUGAAGAACUAUCGUUUUUACCAGUCAAAUUUGUAGAUGGUUGUUUCAUUGACGAAAUAUCUGUCUAUAUUCCAUGGUCUUCUCUGCUGACUGAGUCUUGUUCACUUCAAAUCAAGGGUGCCAGAUUUAUCUGUCAGCUUGCUGAACAGCCUGAAACCAAAAGUAUAAUAACAUCAGACUACUUGAGUCGAUCUAUCAUGAGUAGUUCAUUACAACUUGCUGAGGAAAUUGUGCAUGAAAACCAAGAAGAAAAAUUCGAAGGAUUGGAAAUUUUCGCUCACCUUAUAGACUCAGUUUUACGUCGCGUUGAACUGGUCGUAUUGAACACUUCAUUUAUUUUGCGUAGUAAACGCAAACAACUGAGAAACCCAGCAUCCGAGGAAGAUGAAUACUGUUAUUUAGAAAUUAAAGUCAGAACAUUGAAGUGCGAAGAAAAUGGAACUGAGGAAGAUAAAGAUGCAGAAAAGGAUGAUGUUAAAAAUGCUCCCAAAAUCAUAACCAAGAAGUUGACCAUCGAAGAUAUUGAAAUUUUUCUCGAUGGUGAUAAAAUCUGUACGUUAGCAGACAGGCAUGUGAUGGAAGUUAACGUUCGCGAUUCCCGAUGUGAUAUUCAAGUUUAUCUUGCCUCAAUAUUAACUGCUGUUCUCGAAAAGAAACAUAUAUCUGAGCUUAUCAACAUGGCAAGUAAUAGAGAAAGCAGUUCAAACGAUAUUUUCAAAAAAGGUGACAAGGUCAUGUCACCUAUUGACUAUGCAAGAAUCGAGCACCAACUCAAAUUUGAUUCUACCAAGGGAAAGCCUGCCCCAUCCAGACAUAACUUGAAUGCUACCCUUUUGAAUACUGAAGAAGCUUCUAAUGCAUGGACAAGUUCAGGUGAUGCCAAUAAAUCUUGUGAUAACAGUUUUUUGCCCAUUGAUUAUUCUAAUCACUCCAGAAAUGGACCGAAAAACACAACUGAAAAAAAAGAACCGCAAAAAAGUGAAGUGAAGUCUUUCAACUGUGCAAUAAAGCUUCCUGGCUUAGCACUUUGCUUAGUUGAUUCCAGUUACUCAGGAAAUGCUACACAGAUAGACGCAAAAGCAAAAAGUUUAGUUGAAGUGAAUGCUGCCUUGGAUGAACUUAUAACUUGUGAUCAUCUCAGAUUCACCACUGUACCUAUCCAAAUUGAGAUAGGAUCUUCUGGCUGUAAAAUAGUUUCAGGAGAUAUCUGGGUUGCUGAGAAAAACCAAAGAGGAUUGUGUCCUUAUAUUUGGACAGAAUCAAAGAUCGAGAUUGAAAAUGAUCAACCGCAACCACAAUUACCAAGGCCAAAAUCUCCGAAAGUUGAAAAAAUUAGCUUUCAAUGUUUAAUAGAUAGUGAAAAAUUGGAACUCAGAUCAAGAAAUGUAACAAAUUGUAUAGUUGAUCCUACACUAUUGGAACGAAUAGAUAAGUAUUUUCCACAGGUUUCAGAUGGCUCUGGUACAUCAUCGGAUUUCAUCAUUUCAGUCAUGUGUCCAGAAAUCAGAGGAAAAUUAUUAAUACCCAUUGCUGAUUUGAGGAAAGAGGAAAAAUCUGUCCCCUCUGAGUUAAGACCUUUCUGGCUUGAAUUCGAAGGAUCUGAUUUUAAAUUCACAACAAACAUGUCAUGCUAUGAUAUGGCUAUGCACCAAUUCAUUCUCGGUUUAGCGGAUCCUCACGGAUCCAAGGAAAUUGGUAGAAUGACCACUGAAGGAUCAACACCUAUUCGAUUGAGUAUAAAACGCGGUGCUGAUACUUCAUCCAUAAUUGAAUCUGAAAUGAUUCAAACUGUGUUGGAAACAGCUACCAUGACAGAAUCUAUUUUUAUAUGCACCACUGCUAACACCAAACUCAAUGCCCCCUUCCAAACUAGAACUCCAAUCGUCCAACAUAAACAAGAAGAAGACGCUAAAACCUUGCUCCCUAACAACCUCACUAACUCUCAAUCCUACUUCGAAACUUGCAAAUCUUUUACCCAAUUGCAGGUUGAUCUAAGCGCCGAUAAUGUCGACAUUUUCGUUGAAACCAAAGAGCAGAUAGACUUACUUUACAAUGCUCUUGGAAAUGAUCUUGUUUUAUGGACCCCAAAUCGCGAUCCAAAUAGAUGUCGAAAAGAGCGUCCAGUUGGUUGUAAGUAUCAGAGCUACUUUUCAUGCAAAUCAGGGAUGACUGAUUCAAUUGAUUCUGAAUCGUCCUUUCAUUCAGUCGAAGGAUCAUCUGCCAAUCAAAGCUUUCAUAAUUUGGUUACAUGUUUACUUCGGUGUGAUAAUCUCAAUGUUGCUAUUGGUGACCAUGCAAUCAUCAGCCAAAACGUCUUUAUCGGUUUGUCCUUCGGAUUACAAGAUGAUACCUCGAAUAUUGUUUCUAUCCAUGGGUCUGGAGUUUCCUGGUCCUUCAAUAGCGAUACAGUCAUCUCAAGCAACCAUUUCUGUAAUAAAUCAAGUUCACUUGACCUUACUUUUGAAAUCAAUACAAAGGAUUUGCCCGUUUCCAAAAAGAUCAAAGUUGCCAUACAGUUAUCUGAAGCGAUCCUCUUCAAGACAUCACCAGAUAUAUUCAUUGAUUUCUGGAACUAUGUUAACGUUACCAAUGAACCAGUUCUUGGUUAUACUCCUCCAAAGAUUCUAACUGAGCUACACGUAAGUGUAACAAACGGAGCCAUUUCUUAUGGAAGUGAUAACUUUCCACCUCCGCCUCGGCCUGUUCUUGUUACGUUUGAUGGCAUCUGUGUAACAGCUAUGGUAGUCGAAGAUACUAGUGACACAUUAAUGCGAUUUAUAAUUGAAGAAGCCGCCUUCUAUUUCAAAAAGAAUAGUUUAUCUUCAAAGUGCCUCAGAAAUUAUGUUUGUGUAAUUGAUUCUGGUCUAAUCGACAUGCAUUUGAAAUUAAGUGAAAACGACAAAAUUGAGUUCAGAGCUGUGAACAAUAUUAUUAAUGUCCGAGCUUGUAAUGAUUCACUCGCAGCUUUGUGUCGAUUAAUCAUUAAUCUCAUCAAUCAAAACAGUGAUUCAAGGAGUGAUGACGAUUUGCCAAGUUAUGCUAAAGCUGUUGGCUCAUCAAUGCGAAAAGGCUCCAAUGCCGAACUAUUAAAAGAAGUUUUAAGUGAGCUUGGUAACGAUCCGAUGGCUCUUAAUCAACAGAAGCCUCCAGAAUAUAAAGAAGCAGAAGAACGUAAGAAAGAUGGAGAAAGCACUAAAAAGAAGGAAGGAGGCAAGAAAAAAGAUGGAGGAAGGAAGAAGAGGGAAGAAGAGAAAAAGAAGGAUGAUGCACGAAAAAAGGAUGCAGACAAGAAAAAAGAGAAAAAAGUGAAAGAAGAAGAUAAACUCGAGAAGCUUGAAAGAUACCAAGACAGAAUCACGGCUACUGUUGAUUAUGAUGGACCAAGUACAAGUUCAGCAACAGGUCUUAAAAAAGGAGAAAUGACUGAUUCUGGUUUUUGGUUACUGGGCGAUGAUGACAUUGGAGCAGGAAUCAAAGCUACUGAUGAACCUAUUGUUCGAGUAUUGACUAAAGAAACUAUCAUCAUGCUUGACAACACGCUAAGUGUUGGUACAAAGAAAACUGCAUCUGAAGAGAAAAAAUUUAUUGUUGCUCGAUAUUGUCUAGAAGAGAUGAGCUUAUUAAUAAGCAUCUAUGGUGGUCGAGAUUUUGAAGAUAACCAUGGAGGUGAAGAUGAUUCGGAUGCAGAAGAAGAUGAGAAGAAAGUUGGAUUGGAUUCAGAUUAUCGGAUUAAACGUGAGACUAAGGUUCACUUUGCUAAUGAUGAGUCUAAUGCAUUACAUCUUUGGGAGAGUAUCAAUUUGGAAGAAGGCUCUGAUAUUGGCCAACCAACUUGUUCUAGACCUACAAUUGGUAACCAUAGUAGCAAAUCAAUGGGAGGAAGAUUACGAAAAAGUAAUAUCUGUGUUCAACUUCAUCUGUACAAAAUUAAGUCAACCUUUGACAAAUUUAAUGACUCUUGUCCGACUUCAUGGAAAUUCUCAUUUGAUGUUAAAAACAUAGAAAUUCGUGAUCGUCUAAAUGUCUCUAAUAUCAAUAAGAUGUUAUAUGAAUACAUUUCAGAAAAUAUACCAAGAAGAAGCAAUUCAAGCAUGAUUAGCAUUCGCGCUAAAACAUUUCGAAAUCCAGUCGAUUCUCAUGAAGAAUGUGAUUUGAGAAUAAGUCUUAAACCACUUCGAGUCAACAUUGAUCAAGAUACAAUCAUGUUCCUUGUUGAAUACUUUACAACUCUCAAGAUUUUACUGGACCUUUACGAAAAAAGCACUUCUUUCUCAUCUAGUGGAUCAAACUCUCCGUCUCCUGUUGCCCCUUCUCCAGAAAGAGACUUUAAUCUUUGUUUAAAUGUGUACAAUACAGUGGAUGAAGCUGAAUCUCCAAUCUCUCCAGUCUCACCUGACGAUGCAAACAGCUCUAAGCCUUCAUCUCUUUUCGUCAAAUCUUUUGAAUUUACUCCUGCUGUGCCAAUUCGCCUCGAUUAUCAUGGUAAACGAAUUGAUUUCGAACAGGGAACGAUACCUGGUCUUCUCAUGGGUCUUGCUCAUCUUAAUCAAAGCGAACUAUAUCUUAAGCGACUUCACCAGAAACGAGGUAUUCUUGGUGUAGAUCGAGUCAUUCAAUAUGCAUUAAUGGAAUGGUUUGAUGAUAUAAAGAAAAAGCAAAUUCCUUCAAUUAUCGGAUCAAUCGGACCAAUGAACAGCGUUAGACAAUUAGUUCAAGGAGUCAUAGAUUUAUUCUGGAUUCCUGUUGAUCAAUAUCGUCGUGACAGAAGAAUUGUUCGUGGAAUUCAAAGAGGAGCUUCAUCUUUUUCAUCGUCAACAGCUACAGCUGUGCUAGAUCUUGCCAAUAGACUUGUACAUGUAAUUCAAGGAACUGCUCAAUUCGCUCACGAUGUUGUUUUAUCACCAAAUCGAUCUCCGCAACAUAAUACUCGAGGAUCAGUACCUAAAUCCCAGCCUCGAGAUUUACGAGAAGGAGUUGCCUCUGCUUAUACUGUUAUGAAAGAGGGUUUGAAUGAAACCUACCGAAAUGUGGCAACUGCGGGUGCUCAAGCUGAUGGUGUUACAGAGACUGUUGGUGCUUUGAUAGGAACGCUUCCAUCAAACAUUCUACAGCCAAUAAUUAAAGCAACUGAAGCAACUUCCAAUGUAAUUGUCGGAAUGAGAAACCAAUUAACUCCUGAAGCGCGCAAAGAUGACCAGUAUAAAUGGAAACGUAGAUGAGAGUUAUGCAUUAUAAUCAAAAUUACCAUUUGGUAAAAGCAACUCAAAUCUCCUGUGAUUAGUUCCGAGCAUUAUUGUAAUCUAAAAAGCAUAUUUUUGGAAAAGGUUGUCAAACUAGUUCCAUAUUCACUUCUUUUUGAUUUUAAAACGAAAUGUUUUAAUUUCAACUUAAUGAUAAAAAAAUGCCCAAAAAAAUGAUAAAUCUUGGUGUAAAAUCUGUAAAAAAAGUGUGAUUAACACAAAAUAUAACCCUUCCGUAGAAUCAUUGAGACUUGGAAACUCACAACUACAAUAUUUACGCAAUUGAUAGUAAUCUAUUCCCUUUUUAUCAACAAAAGCUCUUAAUUAUUGAUUCAUCAGUUUAAUGUUCAUUUAAAUCAAAAAAUGCGUACAACUUUGCAUCACUUUUGUAUUUUAAUAAUAAUAAACGCCACAAAAAACAAAUA
Molecule: messenger RNA, 6108 nt
Organism: Tetranychus urticae (two-spotted spider mite)
Lineage: Eukaryota; Metazoa; Arthropoda; Arachnida; Trombidiformes; Tetranychidae
Source: RefSeq, a predicted model, not a curated record